CAUUUGGCCCCAUUAUUGUCAUUGAGUUGAUGAUCUAACCCCAUAACUUUUCAAAGAACCUUCGAGAUAACACCCUGAUUGAUCCCAAAUCGAAAGCGGGGAGCCCUCAAAAUAUAACAACAAACAGCCAAAAAUUUGAUUCGCAGUUUCACACACACACACAGAGGCUAAAAAGCGCCCUAAAAUCUCCUUACAUUUUCCUUGUUCCGUAAACAAACAAACAAUGGCGAAUGAUUCCGGUACCAAUCAACCGCCGUCGCCGUCGACGGCGUCGACGUCGUCUACGGCGGAUUCGUAUAUCGGGAGUUUCAUUAGUCUGAUAUCCAAGUUCGAGGUUCGUUAUGAAGGCGUGCUCUACUAUCUUAACCCACAAGACUCUUCUCUUGGCUUGAAAAACGUGAGAUCAUAUGGAACUGAGGGACGUAAGAAAGACGGUCCGCAGAUUCCUCCAAGCGAUAAAGUUUUUGAAUUUAUUUUGUUUCGUGGGAGUGACAUUAAGGAUUUGCAAGUAAAAUCCUCACCAUCGCCUCAAGUGGAAGAAUCAUUGAAUAAUGAUCCUGCAAUUAUUCAGUCAAGCUGUGCUGGCGUUGCCCCAAGCUCUUCAAAAUCGGUAUCACUUAAUGGUGGAUCUUUGACAGAAUAUGGCUCUUACAAGGGACCUGCUUCAUUGAACAUUGUGCCACCUUCUCAUCAAUCUGCAAGCCAAUUUGAAUAUGGCGCUUCUCAGGCAACUCAAUCCAACACGGGUUCUUAUGCAACUCCCUCUUACCAGCAAAGAUACAGUGAACCCACAAGCAGUCACCAUGCUCCACAACAUUCUAUUCCACCUGCUGCUUCACAUGCGAUGAUGCAGGAUUUUCUGCAGGGAUACCCACUCCAAGGCCCUGAACAUUUCACUUCAGCUGUUCUAACAAAAAGCGUAGCUCCAGUGCCUUUGGUAACCACUGCAAAUUCUUUAACCAGCAGACAGAGUCUUGCACCACCGCAACUUCCUAUGGCUCCGAGUACUAACACUAUGUCUCCCUUGUUAUCUGUAACCUCUUCCAUACCUUCUUACUUAUAUACUCCUGCAUUUCCCCAAUCUAGUCAAAAUGUGGGUAACUCUGGGGCUCCAAUCCUUGCUAGAAUAGGUUCUACUGCUCCACCCUUAUUUCCUGUAUCCCCAGUUGUAGAUCCCUCAUCAGGUGUCUUUCCACAACAACCCCCUAGAUUGCUAACUCCGGAUCAGUUAUCUCUCCCUAGAUUUUCUGGGCAACUAUAUUCAGAUCAGAACCUUGGUGCUCUCAGCUCAGAGCCUCUGAAUCCAUCAUCAUCAUUUACUACUCCAGCAGUCCAAACACCAUUGUUGCCACUGCCACCUGCUGCAAAGAAGUUGCAAUCAUCUUCAGAUUUUACGGAGGAGUUCGAUUUUGCUGCAAUGAAUGAGAAGUUCAAUAAGGAUGAAGUAUGGGGUUAUCUUGGAAAAACAAAACAAACAGCUAAAAAGAUGGACGGCGAGGAUAUUGGUAUAGUCAAUGAGGACAAGGGGAAUGAAGAUGGUCAUGGCUUGGAUUCUAAUGCUGAUCCCAAACCUGCCUAUAAUAAGGAUGACUUCUUUGAUAAUAUAUCCCGCAACACAGUUGUUCGUGGAGGCAGGAAUGGGCAGAAUCGUUUGUCUCAGAGGAUGAGGCAGGAUAGUGAGACUUUUGGUCAUCAGCAAAGGCCUUAUCCUGGGUAUGGUGGUUAUGGGCCUGGACAUGGUGGGCACCGUGGUGGAUAUGGUUAUGGUUGGGGAAGGGGGUAUAAUAACUAUGGAAGUAGGGGUCGUGGAGGAGGGUACAUGAGGUAACCUACCUAUUCAUUGGAAUUUCACACGGUGUCCGAUAAUGCCGUUUUGCUGCAGUAUUCAACCCAAAUGCAGAGUAAAUCUCCCGCUAGUUUAUGACAUUUGCUGAGGAGUUCAAUACCAAAUGUUACCAAACUGCCAAUUACUACAGUUGCCAGGUGUAUUAGGAAUUGUUGCUCAUGGCUGGUUCAUGUUAUUUUUUGGUUCAGUGAGCCAGGUUUUUCUGUAUGCUUCUUUACAGAGACUAUUAUUAUCGUUCGUAUGUAUGCCCUGGUGGGGAUUUGAGUUUUUCUAUCACUUCAUUUGUUCGGGAUUUGACGUGUAAGUUGUCUGUUAUUUUCUCUAGCUCAAAUUAGAUACGGGAAAUGAACUUUUUCUCAUCAUUCUCUGCAGUUUUAAAAUACCUUGAACUUUGUCUAAACCAAAGUACUAUAUUACUGAUAUUUUCAAUGAAGAUGCACUAGCAGGUUAAUAUA
Capsicum annuum is the source of this 2301-nucleotide messenger RNA. Its product is annotated as protein decapping 5. Gene Ontology annotation, cellular component: P-body. Gene Ontology annotation, molecular function: mRNA binding. The transcript is spliced from 7 exons. Gene Ontology annotation, biological process: cytoplasmic stress granule assembly; P-body assembly. The record is from RefSeq and is a predicted model, not a curated record. Bases 224 to 1828 code for a protein of 534 amino acids. Lineage: Eukaryota; Viridiplantae; Streptophyta; Magnoliopsida; Solanales; Solanaceae.